AUGGCUUGCCACGAAGACACACCCACCCCCGACAACGGUUUCUAUGUCCUCGUCACGGGUGCGAAUAGUGGCCUUGGGCUCGGUAUCGGAACCCGCUUGAUUGACGAAUUCCUGCAAACCCGCCCCCAAGACGAAUCCCUCGUUCUCAUCAUCACAACACGCGACCAGCGCAAAGGCGACGCGGCCAUUGAGAAGCUACAGCAGCACCUCGGCAAGGUCAUUCGCAGCCAUGAACAAAGACUCCCGGGCAUUGCACAGGUGCUGCAGAAUCGUGUCUUGUUCCGCCAGGAGCGACUAGAUCUUCUGAGCCUGGUCUCGGUACAGAAGCUUAGCAAGAAGCUCCGGGAAACGACGCCAAAGCUCGAUGCAGUCAUUUGCAACGCUGGCAUAGGCGGAUGGACUGGCAUCAAUUGGCCAGGCGCCGUGUGGUCAAUUCUCACCAAGUGGUCACAGGCCAUCACCUACCCUACAUACAAAAUCUCUGGUGUUGGAUGGCUUGCAAAGGCUCAGAUACCUGCGGACAAGAAGACGGAAGAAGAGCCUCCGCUAGGCGAGGUCUUCUGUGCUAAUGUCUUUGGGCAUUAUCUGCUAGGGCACUACCUCGCACCUUUGCUAGCAAGACAUCCUAAGAGCGAGCAGACACGGGGCAGGAUGAUCUGGGUCAGUAGCCUGGAAGCGUACGAGCACGUAUUUGACAUUCAAGACAUUCAAGGCAUCACGUCGGAUCUGCCAUAUGAGGGCACCAAGAGGCUGACGGAUGUUCUGGCCAUCACGUCUACGCUACCAUCAACGACCGAAGCUUUGGACCAGUACCUCGACCACGCCCAAGACUCGGACAAGACUACAAAACCGCGACUCUACGUUGCUCACCCAGGCAUAUGCGCUACCGCCAUCGUACCUCUCCCUCUCAUCCUUCAAUGGUGCAUGGUCGCCGCAUUCUACAUUGGGCGAUUCCUUGGCAGCGAGUGGCAUACAAUAUGGGCUGACAAGGGUGCAACUGCCAUGGUUUGGCUGGCACUUGCAAGUCAAAGCACACUGGACAACAUGGAGGCAAAAGAAGGUGUGGGCAAGUGGGGAAGCGCGGCGGAUUUCUGGGGCCAAGAGCGUGUGGACCGCACAGAGGUGGCGGGAUGGGGUUGGGGAGGCAAGAUGGGGGAGUACAAGAGGAAGGGAAGGGAUCCAUACGCGAAGGAUUUGACCAAGGAGAGCCAAGAGCGCUUUAUGGAGACGGGGAGGAAGUGUUGGGAGAAGAUGGAGAAGUUGCGCAUGGAAUGGGAGGAUCGGCUGCGACAGGCUGGACUCGCUGUUGAGAUGUAG
Messenger RNA from Alternaria atra, 1317 nucleotides. RefSeq lists its product as uncharacterized. The record is from RefSeq and is a predicted model, not a curated record. Gene Ontology annotation, cellular component: endoplasmic reticulum membrane; lipid droplet; mitochondrial outer membrane. NCBI's taxonomy places the organism in Eukaryota, Fungi, Ascomycota, Dothideomycetes, Pleosporales, Pleosporaceae. Gene Ontology annotation, biological process: ergosterol biosynthetic process. The coding region runs from base 1 to 1317 and encodes 438 amino acids. The transcript is spliced from 2 exons. Gene Ontology annotation, molecular function: 3-beta-hydroxysteroid 3-dehydrogenase (NADP+) activity.